GAGAGAGAGAGAGAGAGAGAGAGAGAGAGAGAGAGAGAGAAAACAGAUCUGUCGCACUUCCUCCGCAGUCGGGCGCCCCCCUGUGCGAGAGCGAAGCCCAAGGGCCUGAAGUGAAGAGGCGGAGGGAGAAACCGGAGCUGGAGCCCGGUGGGUCAGUGAAACCGACCGACUGAGGCAGCUGGGGCGAGGAAACUGAGGCAAGCAAGUGACAUGCUUAGGAUCACGCCGCUGGUGUCUUGAGAACUUGUUUAAAAGCAAACCUCAAACUGCAUCUUCAUUUUCACCAACCUUUGAGAUUUUCGGUGCUCAAUCUGACAAGUAUCAGUCAGAAAAUGCUUCUUGACUUCCCUUGAUUAAUCCAGACAACAUGGCUACAGCAAUUAGAGAAGUGGGAGUAUGGAGGCAAACUCGAACUCUUUUACUCAAGAAUUAUCUAAUUAAAUGUAGGACUAAAAAAAGUAGUGUUCAGGAAAUUAUUUUUCCACUUUUUUUUUUAUUUUGGUUAAUAUUAAUAAGCAUGAUGCAUCCAAAUAAGAAGUAUGCAGAAGUACCUGAUACAGAACUUGAUCCUUUGGAUAAAUCUGUCCUGUCUGACUUCAUUAUUGCAUAUGCUCCAGUGACUAAUGUUACAAGAAACAUCAUGAAUAUAGUGUCUUCUCAUUAUCUUCCUGAUGUCAUAAUUACUGAAAAGUAUGCAAAUGAGAGAGAAUUGCAAGAAGCCAGUCUUUCUAAGCCUACCAGUUUUGUGGGUGUGGUUUUCAAAGACUUCAUGUCCUAUGAACUGCGGUUUUUUCCUGAUAUGAUCCCAGUAUCUUCUGUCUACAUGAAUUCCAGAGCUGGUUGUUCAAAGUCAUGUGAGGCUGCUCUAUACUGGCACUCAGGGUUCAUAGCUUUACAAACCUCCAUUGAUGCUGCAAUUAUACAGAUAAAGACCAAUUAUUCAGCCUGGGAUGAAUUGGAGUCUACUAAAGCAGUUGUCAUGGGAGAAACUGCUGUUAUAGAAAUAGAUAACUUUCCUCGAGGAGUAAUUUUAAUUUACCUAGUUAUAGCUUUUUCCCCUUUUGGAUACUUUUUGGCAAUUCAUAUUGUGGCUGAAAAAGAAAAAAAGUUGAAAGAGUUUUUAAAGAUAGUGGGGCUUCAUGAUACUGCUUUUUGGCUUUCUUGGGUCCUUUUAUAUACAAGUUUGAUUUUUAUUAUGUCCCUUCUCAUGGCAGUCAUUGCAACAGCUUCUUCAUUAUUUCCUCAAAGUAGCUGUUUUGUGAUAUUUCUUCUUUUUUUCCUGUAUGGAUUAUCUUCAGUUUUCUUUGCCUUAAUGCUUACACCCCUUUUUAAAAAAUCAAAACACGUGGGAAUAGUUGAAUUUUUAGCCACAGUGGCAUUUGGAUUUGUGGGCCUUUUGAUUGUUUUGCUGGAGGAUUUCCCUAAAUCUUUAGUAUGGCUCUUUAGCCCCUUCUGUCAGUGUACAUUUUUAAUUGGUAUUGCACAGGUCAUGUAUCUAGAAGAUUUAGAUGAAGGUGCUUUGUUUUCCAACUUGAUCAAAGGUCCUUAUCCUCUUAUCAUUGCCAUUAUAAUGCUGAUACUCAAUAGUGUAUUUUACAUCCUCUUAGCUGUUUAUCUUGAUCAAGUCAUUCCAGGUGAAUUUGGACUACGAAGAUCAUCUUUAUAUUUUUUGAAGCCUUCAUAUUGGUCAAAGAACAAGAGAAAUUAUAAAGAGCUAUCUGAGAGCAAUAUUAAUGGAAAUCCUGGUUUUAGUGAGAUUAUUGAACCUGUUUCUUCAGAAUUUCUAGGAAAAGAAGCUAUUAGAAUCAGUGGCAUUCAAAAAACAUUCAGAAAGAAAAGUGAAACUGUGGAGGCACUAAGAAAUUUAUCAUUUGACAUAUAUGAGGGUCAGAUUACAGCAUUACUUGGCCAUAGUGGAACAGGAAAAAGCACAUUAAUGAACAUUCUUUGUGGACUCUGCCCACCUUCAGAUGGGCUUGCAUCUAUUUAUGGACAUAGAGUCUCAGAAAUUGACGAAAUGUUUGAAGCAAGAAAAAUGAUUGGAAUUUGCCCACAGUUAGACAUAAAUUUUGAUGUACUGACAGUGGAAGAGAAUUUGUCAAUUUUGGCUUCUAUCAAAGGAAUUCCAGCCAACAGCGUAAUACAGGAGGUACAGAAAGUUUUACUAGAUUUGGAUAUGCAAGCCAUCAAAGAUAACCAAGCAAAAAAAUUAAGUGGAGGUCAGAAACGAAAACUAUCACUGGGUAUUGCUGUUCUUGGAGAUCCCAAGGUAUUGCUACUAGAUGAACCAACUGCUGGAAUGGAUCCUUGCUCACGUCAUAUUGUUUGGAAUCUCUUGAAAUAUAGAAAAAGCAAUCGAGUGAUAGUACUUAGCACUCAUUUUAUGGAUGAAGCUGACAUUCUUGCUGAUAGGAAAGCUGUGAUAUCACAAGGAAUGCUGAAAUGUGUUGGAUCUUCUUUGUUUCUCAAAAGUAAAUGGGGAAUUGGCUACCGACUAAGCAUGUACAUAGACAAGCAUUGCAUCACAGAAUCUCUUUCAUCGCUGGUUAAGCAGCAUAUUCAUGGAGCUAACUUAUUACAACAGAACGACCAGCAACUUGUCUAUAGCUUGCCUUUUAAAGACAUGGAUAAAUUUUCAGGCUUGUUUUCUGAUCUAGAGACACAUUCUAAUUUGGGAGUUAUUUCUUAUGGAGUUUCCAUGACAACUUUGGAAGAUGUGUUCCUAAAGCUGGAAGUUGAAGCAGAAAUUGAUCAAGCUGAUUACAGCAUAUUUAGCCAGCAGCAGUCAGAGGAAGAAAUAGAUUCAAAAUCUUUUGAUGAAAUGGAGCAAAGUCUGCUUAUACUCUCUGAAACCAAAACAUCCACAGUAAGCACUAUGACCCUUUGGAAGCAGCAAGUGUGUAUGAUAACAAAACUUCAUUUUCUUACUUUGAAACGUGAAAGUAAAUCAUUGAGAUCUGUGUUGCUCCUGCUUUUAAUUUUUCUUGCUGUUCAGGUUUUCAUGUUUUUGGUUCAUCAUUAUUUUAAGAAUACUGUUGCUCCCAUCAAACUUACUCCAGACUUAUAUUUUUUGAAACCUGGAGAGAAAGCUCACAAAUACAAAACAGGUCUUCUUCUUCAAAACUCAACUGAUACCGAUAUUGAUGAUCUCUUAAGUUUCUUCACAAGUCAGAACAUCUUGGUGAAUGUGUUAAAUGUCAGUGACUAUGUAUCUGCUGCUCCUCACAGUGCAGCUUUAAAUGUAAUGUAUUCAGGAAAGGACUACAUAUUUGUAACUGUUUUCAAUAGUACUAUGAUUUAUUCUCUACCAGUUUUGAUGAAUGUUAUUAGCAAUUCUAUUCUUUAUCAUUUAAAUGUAACAGAAAAUAUCCAGAUCUGGAGCACUCCAUUCUUUCAAGAAAUUACCGACAUAGUUUUUAGAAUUGAGCUGUAUUUUCAAGCAGCUUUGCUUGGAAUCAUUGUGACUGCGAUGCCACCGUACUUUGCCAUGGAAAAUGCAGAAAAUCAUAAGAUCAAAUCAUAUACCCAACUGAAGAUCUCAGGUCUUUUUCCAUCUGCUUAUUGGACUGGACAAGCUAUAAUUGACUUUCCCUUAUUUUUUGUUGUUCUUGUUUUGAUGCUAGGAAGUUUAUUUGCAUUUCACUAUGGAGUUUAUUUUUAUGCUUUGAAGUUCCUUUCUGUGGUUUUUUGCCUUAUUGGUUAUGUACCAUCUGUUAUUCUUUUUACCUAUGUUGCAUCUUUCACCUUCAGAAAAGUUUUAAAUACUAAAGAGUUUUGGUCAUUUAUCUACUCAGUGACAGCCUUGAUUUCCAUUGCAGUCACUGAAAUAACUUUCUUUAUGAGAUACUACACAGUAACAACUGCCCUUCAUUAUAUUCUCUGCAUAACCAAUCCAAUCUACCCACUCUUAGGGUGCCUGAUUAGUUUUAUAAAGAUUUCAUGGAAGAAUGUACAAAAAAAUGAAAACAGUUAUAAUCCAUGGGACCGACUUUUAAUAGCUGUUUUAUCGCCUUAUUUGCAAUGCGUGGUGUGGAUAUUCUUAUUACAGUAUUUUGAGAAGAAAUAUGGAGGCAGAUCAGUAAGAAAAGAUCCAUUUUUCAGAACCUUUUCAACUAAACUCAAAAGUAGGAAGUUUGUGGAAGUACCAAAUAAUGAAGAUGAAGAUGAUGAUGUUAAAGCUGAAAGACUAAAAGUUAAAGAAAUGAUGACUUGCCAAUGCUGUGAAGAGAAACCAGCUAUUUUGGUUAGCAGUUUACAUAAAGAAUAUGAUGAGAAGAAAGAUUUUCUUCUUACAAGAAAAAGAAAGAAAGUGGCAACUAAACAUGUUUCUGUGUGUGUAAAGAAGGGAGAGAUACUAGGAUUGUUGGGACCAAAUGGUGCAGGGAAAAGCACGCUUAUUAAUAUGCUUGUUGGUGAUAUUGAACCAACUUCGGGCCAGGUCCUUCUAGGAGAUUAUUCCUCAGAUCUGGCUGCUAAAGAUGAUGAUUCUGUUAAGUACAUAGGAUAUUGUCCUCAAACAAAUCCACUUUGGCCAGAUAUUACAUUGCAAGAGCACUUCGAAAUAUAUGGAGCUGUGAAAGGAAUGAAUAGAAGUGAUGUGAAAGAAGUCAUAAAAAGAAUCACAAAUGCACUUGAUUUAAAAGAACAUCUUCAGAAAACUACAAAGAAAUUGCCUGCUGGAAUAAAACGAAAGUUGUGUUUUGCACUAAGCAUGCUUGGAACUCCCCAGAUUACUUUGUUAGAUGAACCAUCUACUGGUAUGGAUCCUAAAGCCAAGCAGCAUAUGUGGAGAGCAAUUCGUGCUGCAUUUAAAAACAAAAGGCGUGCAGCCAUCUUGACUACACAUUAUAUGGAAGAAGCCGAGGCUGUUUGUGAUAGAGUGGCUAUUUUGGUAUCUGGACAGUUAAGAUGUAUUGGCACUGUACAACACCUGAAGAGUAAAUUUGGCAGAGGCUACUUUUUGGAAAUUAAAUUAAAGGACUGGAUGGAAAAUCUGGAAGUGGAACAGCUUCAAAGACAAAUUCACUAUAUUUUUCCAAAUGCAAUUCGUCAGGAAAGUUUUUCUUCUAUUUUGGCUUAUAAAAUUCCUAAAGAAGAUGUACAGUCUCUUGCACAGUCCUUUUCUAAGCUAGAAGAAGCUAAACAUACUUUUAGUAUUGAGGAAUACAACUUUUCUCAAGCAACAUUGGAACAGGUUUUUGUAGAACUCACUAAAGAACAGGAGGAAGAAGAUAACAGUUGCGGAACUUUAAAUAGCACUCUUUGGUGGGAAAGAACCCAGGAAGACAGAGUUGUAUUUUGAACUCUUACCUUUCAAAUCCUCUGAGAGGAUUUUUUUUCCCUUCCACUUCAUAUUAUUUUUAUAUUGUUUUAAGAUCAAACUUUUUAACAUGUCCUGUGAACCAUGAAAACAUUUGGGUCAUAGGAAAUGGUCAUAUCACUGCAUUUCCAGAAUUCUUUAAUUGAAGAACUAUGUUACUGUGUUUUGGUUUUCUUUUGUGUAGCUAAUCGUAUUUUAGUAUUACUACCUAAAGGAUAUUUAAUUCCGACUUGUAUUUUGAGAGAAGUAUUUACUUUUGUCAUUUCCUCAGCUUUUACGAACAGUGUUUUUCUACUUACAUUUUCACUAAUAGUGGAAGAUAUAUUUUUUUUUUUAGUUCUUUUACAUUGAAUUUUUAUGUUUACUUUUUUGGGGAAAAUCCACUUCCAGAAAAUAAGCUUAUUAUAUUGCAGCAUAUUAAAUAAAUAAAGAUGUAAACUGACGUGUAGGUGAGAAAUUAAAAGGAUACUAUAGACUCUCAGUUUUUAAAAUUAAAUCCUCACAAAAAGCUGCCACUUGCAGGUUGUCUUUAAAAAAAAAAAAAAAAAAAAAAAAAACA
Messenger RNA from Sarcophilus harrisii (Tasmanian devil), 5879 nucleotides. RefSeq names its product ATP binding cassette subfamily A member 5 (gene ABCA5). Gene Ontology annotation, molecular function: lipid carrier activity; ATP binding; ATP hydrolysis activity. Gene Ontology annotation, cellular component: intracellular membrane-bounded organelle; membrane. Lineage: Eukaryota; Metazoa; Chordata; Mammalia; Dasyuromorphia; Dasyuridae. Gene Ontology annotation, biological process: transmembrane transport; lipid transport. The transcript has 40 exons. The record is from RefSeq and is a predicted model, not a curated record. The coding region runs from base 368 to 5302 and encodes 1644 amino acids.